UAGUCAGACACUGAAGGAAAUAUUUGAAGCAAGGAUUGGGUAGAAUUUUUGUUUUUUUAUGUUGUCUUUUAAUGAUUUCUCUUUGUUGCUGUAUCGCAGAUGCCGGAAAAAGGAGCAAUUUCCGUCUCCAGCCCAGUGGUUUUCCGGCCAAACUCAUGGUUUCCGAUUCGUUUCCCGAUACUAACAGCGGCUGCUUUCCUGGGAAUGCUGUUUAUUUGGAGCAUCGAUGCAUCCACUAUCAAAUACAGCUUCAAGGCAUGGCGGAACCGGAGAGAUUAUUUGGCUCUCAAGCUUCAAAGCUCCGUUAACCUGACCGACUACACCUUCCACAGUCCAGUCAAUGUGACAAAGAACCAACAAAAGAGUUUGAACAGAGCACCGAGAAUGCCUACUCUUGGUUGGAUUUCCGUCAAAUUGGAGCCAAACUUCACAUCGAAUCUGCUAUCUAGAUGGUUAGCUCCGGGUGGUGAACCCUGUCGUGAUUCCAUGACGGAGGACAUCAGAAUCCCAGGUCUAGAUGACAGGAACCCAGUUACACUCUCUGCCGGAGACAUUCACAGAUUCGUUAUUCAGGCCGUCGAUGGGAGGGGAAAUCCACGCUGCUUGGGUGGGGAUUACUUUGAGACCGACCUCUCCGGCGAGCUCUGGAAAUCUCGACCGCCUUUGAAGGACCUUGGCAAUGGCUCUUAUUCUAUGUCCCUUCAAGUUCACCCUAACUUCUCCGGUGAGUAUAACCUAACCGUUGUCCUCCUAUUCCGACACUUUGAGGGUCUGAAAUUCUCGCCGGAACGGUUCGCCUACCAGAGAGAGCUCCGCCGAAUUCCUAUCAGGUUCUUCAGAAGCAAUGUCAAACUGCCUGAACUAAAAAUCUGUGAGAAAUCUGACUUCGCCAGGGACAUCUGGUCCGGGAGGUGGACUCGACUCGCGAAGAAUGAAGAUUGCGAGAUAAGCGACGAUGGUCGGUAUCGGUGCCUGAAACCCGAUUUCCCAUGCCAGAAGCCCUGGUGUGAGGGUUCUUUAGGUUCGCUAGAGAGCAAUGGUUGGGUUUAUUCGAGCCACUGCUCGUUUCGGAUAUUCUCUGCAGACCUGGCAUGGGAAUGCCUGCAGAAACGAUGGAUAUUCUUCUGGGGCGACUCCAACCAUGUGGACACGAUACGAAACCUUCUGAAUUUUAUACUGGACUUGCCCGAAAUCAAAACGAUCCCGAGACGAUUCGAUAACAACUUCACGAACCCAAGGAACACGAGUCAGACGGUUCGAAUCACUAGCAUCUUCAACGGGCAUUGGAACGAAACUCAGAAUUACGAGGGUUUGGAUUCCCUCCGAGACGAAGGGUUCCGAAAUCUAGUGAAGCAGUACUUCAUCUCCGAAGAAAGGGUACCUGACACAGUAAUCUUUAACUCCGGACUCCACGACGGUGUCCACUUCAAGAACAUAAGACAGUUCUCGGUGGGAGCGGAGCAGGCGGCGAUCUUCUGGAAAGAAGUGUUGGAAGGGGUGAGUCGGAGGGGGAAACGGUUGCCGGAAGUGUUGUAUCGAUCGACGAUCGCCACCGGUGGAUAUGCGAGGAGGUUAAUGUUUAAUCCCAAUAAGAUGGAGGCGUUCAAUGGAGUGUUGUUGGAGAAGAUGAAGCGCGUGGGGAUCGUGUCAGGGGUGAUCGACGAUUUCGAUAUGACGUACGCGUGGCACUACGAUAACCGUUGCAAUGACGGAGUGCAUUACGGUAAGGCUCCCUUGAAGGCUAAGUGGAGGGACGGUGAGGUAGGGCAUCAUUAUUUUGUUGAUCUAAUGUUAGGCCAUGUCAUACUCAACACUCUCUGUGCGCCAUCACAACACAGCAUCACUUAAAAAUAGUUGAUUCUUGGUGGGAAAGUCUGGAGGAUCAGUGGACGAGAGAAGAUGGGUGGCCAAAUAACAU
Telopea speciosissima is the source of this 1918-nucleotide messenger RNA. RefSeq lists its product as uncharacterized. The coding region runs from base 100 to 1848 and encodes 582 amino acids. Lineage: Eukaryota; Viridiplantae; Streptophyta; Magnoliopsida; Proteales; Proteaceae. The record is from RefSeq and is a predicted model, not a curated record. The transcript is spliced from 2 exons.